Molecule: messenger RNA, 1204 nt
Organism: Macadamia integrifolia
Lineage: Eukaryota; Viridiplantae; Streptophyta; Magnoliopsida; Proteales; Proteaceae
Exons: 2
Coding region: 12-749 (245 amino acids)
Source: RefSeq, a predicted model, not a curated record
ACUGGAAGAGAAUGUGGAUUCGGGAAGAUAAUCUUGAUAUAUUUUUGGUCCCUGCUGGGUUGAUCAUAAUGUUCAGCUACCAUCUCUUCCUCCUCUAUAGAAUACUCACAGCUCCACAAACCACUGUCAUUGGCUAUGAGAACCACAACAAGAUGGCUUGGGUUGAGAGAAUGAUGAUGGCAGAUCUCAAGGAUAUGGGACUGGCUCUACAAGUGAUCUCCAGCAACGAAUCAGCUGCAACCUUCUUAGCAUCCAUAUCCAUUACACUCGGCUCUCUUAUUGGAACAUGGUUUGGAAGCUCUUCCAACAACCUCCUCAUCAACAAACUAAUCUAUGGAGACACAAGCCCCUCCACCACCUCCCUUAAGUACAUCACACUUCUCUCCUUUUUCCUUAUUGCCUUUGCAUCAUUCGUGCAGUCAGCAAGGUACUUUGUUCAUGCUAACUUCCUGAUUAGCACACCACAUACCGAUAUGCCCGUGAAAUAUGUGCAGUUGGCAGUGAUAAGGGGAAGCAAUUUCUGUUCCCUUGGGCUUCGUGCAUUGUACUUUGCCACAACAUUGUUGCUAUGGAUUUUUGGUCCAAUACCAAUGGUUGUUGCAUCAGUAGCUAUGGUGAUUAUUCUGAACUUUCUUGACACUAAUUUGAUACCACUGCAUCCAUAUCGGCCUCCAAUGGACCAGAACCUUGUAAAAAGGAUAACUGAGGGGAUUGUUGCAGAUAGAGCACCAGAGCAUCCUACUGGGUAGGAUGUUGUGUUGCAGCAACUGUUACUUCCAAGCAUGGGAUACUUCUCUUGCAGAAACUGUUAAUUACUUCCAAACAUGGGAUACUUCACUACUACACUUGAAAUAAUGGUGAGAUUCUCAUGAAAAAAAAAUGGUGUUAGGGUUGGAUGUGUCCUGUAUUAUAUGGAUCCCUGUAAUAUUUAUUUAGCUUGUAAUCGUAAUUGGAUAGGGUUUUAGGCCCAUUUCAUGAACUGAGUAGAAUUGUAAUUAUGCGGAGAUUACAGUUUUUGGAUUUCCUCUACGUGGUGAAAAUCUUAACAUAAGCAAAUGGGAGAUAAUUGUUAUGAGGUGGAAUGUGGUGUAAAGAGUUUUUUAGGUUGAAUGGAAAAAUCUAUGUUUGGUUAGGUCGAUGUAGGUAUCUGUAUCAAAUCACGUAAAAUUCGUCUAUUAUGUUGUUGUUUGUUUGGUUUAUUCCU